AUGCCACAGAUUCCAACAUCAGUUGUGCUGGACGCAACUACUCAUCUUCCAAGCCUUGCCGCGAUGUCGAACUCUUUUGUGCCGUACUUGUCCCACGUUCCACGGGAUUCGGCCGACGGAAAUCUGGUCUUCAAAGCUGGCAAGCUUCCGCCGGGAGCAAAUUUAACUGCUGCUGCUGCCUUCAAUGGGACGACACCUCCACCGUAUUUCACUGGUCUCCAUGGCGUUAACAUCGAAAUGGAUUCCAAACUUGUCAAAAUGAUGUGGGUGACCAUUUUCCUCACGGUCGGGACCAUCUUUGCCCUCCGCCUGGCUGAACUAUUUGUCGCUUACAUUCGGACCAUUUACUGCAUGACUGCGACAGCUGUACAGCAGACCUACUAUACUCUAGACCACUUCCCUCUCUGGUCAUGGCUGAAGAAGAACUUGAUCUACGCACCACUUCUCCACAAGAGACACAACCGAGAACUCCAAAUCUCCAGUGUUGUCAACUAUGGCACAAUCCCCGGACGAAUCCAUUUCAUGCUCCUGUUCGUGUACGCUCUGAGUCAACUUAUUUACUGCGUCAUGCUGGAUUGGAAGACCAGCGAGAAGGGAAAGCUCUAUGCUGAACUUCGGGGUAGGAGUGGAAUAUUGGCAACUGUCAACAUGAUUCCGCUUGUCGUCCUUGCAGGCCGGAACAAUCCUGCAAUCCCGCUCUUACGGGUCAGCUUCGACACUUACAAUUUGUUCCAUCGAUGGAUUGGAAGGAUUGUUGCUGUAGAGUCUCUGAUCCAUUUCGCCGCAUGGAUGACCGCCUACAUCAUGGCGAGAGGAGAGGACGCGACUCUUGCGAUCUUCGUCAAUAGCAGAUUCCUCCAGUUUGGCCUGAUUGCACUCAUCUCUAUCGUCAUCCUUGUCCUUCACUCGCUCUCCCCAAUUCGCCACGCUUUUUACGAGACCUUCCUGCAUCUGCACCAAGUUUUGGGCUUUGCUGCGUUCUUGGGAGUAUAUGUCCACUUGUGCUCCAAGAUGCUUCCGGCUUUCCCCUUCAUUCUCACAGUGGUCAUCUUCUGGCUAAUUGAGAGAGUCUGGCGAAUUGGACGGAUUGUGUAUCUCAACUACUCUCGCUUUGGAGGCAGAACUGCAUUGGUUGUUGAAGCGCUGCCAGCUAUGGCAUGUAGGGUAACAUUCCAACUACCGCGUCAUGUCACCAUCAGACCUGGUAGCCAUGUGUACGCCUACAUACCAGCUAUUUCUCUUUGGAUGUCUCAUCCUUUCUCGGUGGCGUGGACCAACGUGGAGGCUGGCCCUCCGGUUACCACCGAGCCCACAAACUCGGGCCCUGUAGAUCUUGAGGGGCAAACAAGUACCAAGCUGGUGGCAUCCAAGGCUGCAACUCGCGUUUCACUUAUCAUUUGUGCCCGCUCGGGAAUGACCAAGAAGCUCCAUGAGCUAGCUCGACAGUCGCACAACAACAAGCUCUUCCUUCGCGGCUUCCUCGAAGGACCUUAUGCUGGCCACGAUUCCAUGGUCUCCUACGGCACUGUCAUCAUGUUUGCUGGUGGCGGUGGCAUCACCCAUCAUCUCGUCCAGAUCCGACAUCUACUUUUGGGCGCCAAGGCCCAGACAGUCGCGACACGGAAGAUCGUCCUAGUCUGGUCCAUCCGCGACGUCGACGCCAUGGAGUGGGUGAAGCCCUGGAUGACCGAGAUCCUUGCUAUGGAAGGCCGUCGUGAAGUUCUCUCUAUUCGGGUAUACGCGAGCAAGCCCUCCGUUCCGAUCAACACCAGCAGAGCAAAGCCCACAAUGCAGAUUAUUCAGGGCAGAGUCCAACCCACUGCAAUUCUUGAUGAAGCAAUCCCACUACGCAUCGGUGCCACCAUAGUAAGCGUUUGUGGACCAGGUGCCUUGGCCGACGAGGUCCGCGCGGCUGUCCGCGCUCGCCUUCCAGACGCAAAUAUCGCUCUCAACGAGGAAAGCUUCACUUGGUAA
Messenger RNA from Exophiala aquamarina CBS 119918, 1974 nucleotides. RefSeq lists its product as uncharacterized. The record is from RefSeq and is a predicted model, not a curated record. NCBI's taxonomy places the organism in Eukaryota, Fungi, Ascomycota, Eurotiomycetes, Chaetothyriales, Herpotrichiellaceae. Gene Ontology annotation, molecular function: ferric-chelate reductase activity. Bases 1 to 1974 code for a protein of 657 amino acids. Gene Ontology annotation, cellular component: plasma membrane. The transcript has a single exon. Gene Ontology annotation, biological process: iron ion transport; copper ion import; intracellular iron ion homeostasis.